Klebsormidium nitens is the source of this 1664-nucleotide messenger RNA. NCBI's taxonomy places the organism in Eukaryota, Viridiplantae, Streptophyta, Klebsormidiophyceae, Klebsormidiales, Klebsormidiaceae. The record is from the annotation of a GenBank genome assembly.
CGAUGCCCGGGGUGUGGCGGCCCUGCUUGUUCGGGCGCUGCCAGUCGUUGAUGAGCCCCGUGUCGAGCGGGCGCUUGAUCGCGGGUGCGCCUUCGCCGAGGCCGUACGAUGUGAGGCGGCCGAGGGCAGUGUCAGCUGCCCCUGCCCCCAGAGCGAUGGCGCUGGGCUUGCCAUUCUGCUCGAACAAACUUGUAGAUUGCACAAGUUGAGCUGUUAAUGUGUUAGACGCCUCCUAGACGCCUGAAGAUCAUGGCCAACACCGUGUGCUGGCAAGGCACCACGCUGGAAGGUUUAGUGUUGCAUCAUCUGGCUGCGAAAAAGACAAGCACAAGGGGUUGCGCUCUAAGAUGCUCUAGUGUGUGCCCUGCUAUUGCCACUGGCCAUCGGCUUUGGUUGAAGGCUGGACCGCAUCGAUUGACCAGGACAAGCGACCUUCAGCACCUCUUCCAAACGCAGCAAUCAAUGAGGCGCACCGGAGUGGCCAGAGCUGCUGCUUCUCCUAGAGCUGAACUCAAAACGUAUGAGGAAGCCCCUCCUAAAGAUGGCCAAAGUCGAUUCUACAUGAACCCAAUGUGCCCGUAUGCUCAGCGGAGCUGGGUUGGUGUCAAAUACAAAGGACUGGAUAACGAGUUGGAAUCUGUGGAGGUCGACUUGCGGAAGAUGCCGCAGUGGUACAAGGACCUGUAUCCCGUGGGCAAGGUCCCGUCGAUCGAGCACAACGGGAAGGUGACCGGGGAAAGCUUGGACGUGCUCAAGUACCUGGACACGCAUUUCGACGGUCCGAAAUUGGAGCCCGCUUCUAAGGAGGAUCGAGUCACCGUACAAAAGCUCGUCGAGUUUUGCGACAGGGAGCUCGUCCCGCUUGGCUUCGGCACGGCGAGUAUGAAGGACGCAGCGCCGCACGAGUACAAGAAGGGGAUAAAGCCGGUUCUCGACGUCUUGGAGCGCCAGCUGGAGGCCGCGGAAGCGGCGGGAAAGGGGCCAUAUCUAGUUGGUGGUUUUUCAACGGCGGAUGCGGCGAUCCUGCCCUUCCUCUGGCGCUUCCAGUUCAUCUUCGAAAACUUCCGGGGCCUCGACCUCUUUGAAGAUCACCCCCGGCUCGCAAAGUACUUUCAGAUCGUGAGCGAGCAGCCGUUCUUUGCGGAGACUAAGCCGGCACACGAACGAAUGCAUGCCACGUACAAGACGUUCCUGGACAUGGACUACUUUGGCAAGAUCGGGCUGGCGAGGAAGCCGACUGCAGCAGCUGCCUCAUAAAACAGUCACGUCCAGGAACAAUCGGGUGUCGUCAGAAGAUCCGAUUGUAUCUUGUAAAAAUGUACAUACAUUCUUUGCUGGGCGGCACGUUAGUGUAGCGGGUUUGCAACGCUUGACAUGCCAGUGCGCGUUGGAACAAUUUCUACAGUCCAGGUAUUUGGAUUGAGACGCAUGCGCGCGCGCAAGCUUUUACGUGAGUCUUUCGUAAGGGAAUGACUUGAAAGCUAGGAGUUACUGUUUUGUGUUGUAUUUGAGUAGACGCGUUUCAUUGAUUUACACCAGCGCUAUCAAAGGGCCGAGCUUUGUACAACCAUGGCAGAACGAUCUGAUGCAGCGCAAAGCACGGACCUGUAUAGUGUAAAACGGACGGUUUUGGCCGCAUCUGGGCAUCCUUAGGCAAUCCCGAG